Molecule: messenger RNA, 840 nt
Organism: Culicoides brevitarsis
Lineage: Eukaryota; Metazoa; Arthropoda; Insecta; Diptera; Ceratopogonidae
Gene: Polr3H
Product: DNA-directed RNA polymerase III subunit RPC8
Exons: 3
Coding region: 116-796 (226 amino acids)
Biological process (GO): DNA-templated transcription; transcription initiation at RNA polymerase III promoter
Cellular component (GO): RNA polymerase III complex
Source: RefSeq, a predicted model, not a curated record
AGUAAACAAAUCACACAUGCACUUUUUAUUUUACCAAUUUCCUUAUAAUUUAAUAGAUUUUCACACAAAAAGAUGAUAAUUAUCGAAUAAAAAGUAUCAGCAAAAGUCAUACAAGAUGUUCGUUUUAGCAGAUUUGAAAGACACAAUCAGAAUUCCCCCGGAACAGUUUCAUCUCAAGUUGCCAGACGCAAUAAAAGACGAAAUUAACAGAAAAUUAGCGAAUAAAGUACUUUUAAACGUUGGCUUAUGCAUCGCAUUAAGAGACAUCAAAAAAUUAGGAGAUUCCAUCAUUUUACCGGGCGACGGAGCAAGUCACACAGUUGUUCAUUACAGAUAUAUCGUUUUUCGACCGAUGAUUGGCGAGGUUCUUACUGCAAAAAUUCGCAGUUGUAGCAGGGAAGGCGUUCAUGUCACUUUAGGCUUUUUUGAUGACAUUUUAAUACCAGCAACGGCAUUACAGCAUCCCUCCCGCUACGAAGAAGCGGAACAAGCAUGGGUAUGGGAGUAUCCUUUAGAAGAUGGGGGCCAUCAUGAUCUCUUCAUGGACAUAAAUAAUCCGAUUAAAUUCAAAGUCACGGGAGAAACUUUCGAAGAAAGCAGUCCAAUUGGACCUCCAGUUGGCGAUGAAGCGAAUUCAGCAAAUGCUGCAGAUCCCAAAGUUCCUUACCGCAUAACGGGUGCCAUAAAUGAAUCGGGACUUGGAUUGCUAUCGUGGUGGGAUCAACAGAACCAAGACGACGACGAAAAUGUUGAUCCCGAAGAGGAAACGGAAGAACCAUUCGAUGAAAAUGAAUAAAAAAAACAAGAUUUUUUUUUAAAUAUUUCCUUUUUUUGUUGUAU